CAGGCAUGGUUGUAACUGAUGCAUGGAUUGGGUUGUAUUCCCCAUACUCGAACAGGACGUAUUUGUGGAUUGACGGCACCAUACCAAAUUUAUGCAAAUGGAAAGCCGGACAACCCGACAAUUGGCCUUCCAGUGAUGGCAGUAAAGAGUCCUGUGGUGAGAUGCGUAAGAACUCAGGCUCAGGAGGAUGGAAUGAUGCCCCAUGCUCCAUCCUUUAUAGGUAUGUCUGCGAAAAGUCGGCAUAAACAGCAACUCGACAGGAAGGAAACUGAGGCCCAAUAGGUACAACAGAGCUGCUUCAAAAGGGACAACCAGGAAGCUGUAGACAUGACUUGAAUUUUCUUAUGUAUUUGUUUAGAUACAAAAAUGAAUGACAUUCACUUUCAAUGUUCAGACACAUGAGUGAUCAUGUAAAACAACAUAGAUCACAAAAAAGACUUGAUAUUCACUUUGCAUAUUUAGAUUAAUGAGUGAUCAUGUGCAUCUCACUUGUUUGUAUUCAUUCAUAAGAAGCUUGUUUCUAAGGGAUGUGGCAGCACUUAUGAGUCACAAAAAAGCUACAAGAGAAUAAACAUUUCAAGUUA
This is a messenger RNA of Macrobrachium nipponense, 584 nucleotides long. RefSeq names its product collectin-12-like. The record is from RefSeq and is a predicted model, not a curated record. The coding region runs from base 6 to 245 and encodes 79 amino acids. NCBI's taxonomy places the organism in Eukaryota, Metazoa, Arthropoda, Malacostraca, Decapoda, Palaemonidae. Gene Ontology annotation, molecular function: signaling receptor activity. The transcript has 3 exons.